UCCUCCGCCGUCUUCGACCCCACCCACCUGGUUUCCGUUUUUCUUUCUCAAGUCCAAACUUGACCAAAAGUUUGCGCAGAUUGAUGUUGAGAAACAAAGCGAUAAUGAUCAAAGGACGGGAUAGCUACCUAAAAACACCUGUGAAAUAGAUAAAGUGCGUUCGCUGUGAUGUGAGUUGAAUCCCAGAUUAGGACAAUGAGUAACCACGACAUCCUGGAGAUGGACUGUGUGUCCGACCCAGAGGAGCAGGAGGCAGACACCCAGCUGGGCAUGGUAGACGAGGAAGUUGUUUACCCAGAGGAGUUCUUACCAACAUAUCACUCUAUUAAAGAAGGAUCGACAGUAGCUAAAGCACAUCAGGCAGAGUUUAACGACAAACCGGACAGCUUGUUCUUCAAUGAUGGUGUCAGACGGAUUGACUACAUCCUUGUCUAUGAAGAUGAGGAGAAAAAGAAGGAGAAGGAGUUUGAGAAGAGGCACACCUUCCAGAGGCGCAAGACACGUCGAGAGUACUUUGAGGCCAGUCUGAUGAAGAUGGGAAUGGAACUGGAGGCAACUCGAUCUGUAAUAGAUGAAAAGCUUAUGUUUGUCAAGAUCCAUAUGCCAUGGGAUAUGCUGUGUACCUAUGCAGAGGUCCUGCACAUCAAAGUUCCAAUCCAGCCCAAUGACCUGUCCUCUCGCCCAUCCCCAUGGAACUUCCUCUCGUGCAUCACCAAGAAAUUCUACCCUGAUGAGGAGCUGAUCAGCAAAGAGACAGAGUUCUUCACUGCCCCUUUCGAGAAAGACCGCCUGGAGUACUUCUACAUAAAGGACCAGGACAUGUUUUUCACUCCAUCCAUGAGGAGCAGGAUGGCUUUUUACAUCCUGAGCCGUGCCCCGUAUGAAAUACGAGGGAAAACAAAGAAGUUUGGCAUCACAAAACUGCUGGACGGUGGUGUGUACAAAGCUGCCUAUCCCCUCCAUGAUUGCAGAUUUAAUGUCCCUUCCAAAGAAGAAGGCUGUCCCAAUGAGAGGUAUCUACUGUAUCAGGAAUGGGCUCAUCCCAAAAGCUUCUACAAGAUGCAACCACUGGACCUCAUAAGAAAGUAUUAUGGGGAAAAGAUUGGCAUUUACUUUGCCUGGUUGGGUUUCUACACAAUAAUGUUGACUCUGGCGGCUGUUGUAGGACUGGGCUGUUUCAUUUACGGAUAUAAGACUCAAGAAACCAGCACCUGGAGCAAAGAGGUGUGUGAUCCUGACAUUGGAGGCCAAAUUGUGAUGUGCCCACAGUGUGACAAAGACUGCAAAUACUGGAGGUUAAACAGCACCUGUGAAGCUUCCAAAAAACUUUGUAUAUUUGAUAACUUUGGAACCCUAGUGUUUGCAGUUUUUAUGUCGAUUUGGGUAACUUUGUUCCUGGAGUUUUGGAAGCGUUACCAGGCGGAGUUGGAGUAUGAGUGGGACACUGUGGAAUUUCUGGAACAGGAAGAGCCGUCUCGUCCAGAAUAUGAAGCCAAGUGUAUCUAUGAGAGGAAAAACCCUGUCACAGGGGUGAAGGAGAAAGUGCCUUAUACAGAAUGUGGGCGAUGUAUGCGAGUGUCCAUAGGAAUUGGGACGGUCCUGUUCUGGAUUCUGUUGAUCCUGGCGUCCAUCGUGGCCAUCACUGUGUACCGCCUGGCCGCUUUCUUUGCCUUUUCCACAAGGCUCAGGAAUGAGGAGCUGGAGGGUCUGGAGCCUUUAAAGGAGUAUGUGACACCUCAGAUGGCCACCUCCGUCACAGCUUCCCUCAUCAGCUUUGUCGUCAUCAUGAUCCUCAACAUUCUCUAUGAGCGAGUCGCCAUCUGGAUCACUGACUUUGAGCUUCCACGCACGAAGACAGACUAUGAGAACAGCUUGACUCUGAAGAUGUUCCUUUUUCAGUUUGUCAACUAUUAUUCCUCAUGUUUCUACAUCGCUUUUGCUAAAGGAAAAGCAGUUGGUUUUCCUGGACAGCCUGUUUAUCUCUUAGGAAAAUACAGGAAUGAGGAGUGUGAUCCUGGUGGUUGUCUGAUUGAACUGACUACUCAGCUUUCUAUCAUCAUGGGAGGGAAAGCGAUCUGGAAUAACAUCCAAGAGGUUUUGUUACCGUGGGUGAAGAAUGUCCUUUUCCGCUACUGCAAGAGCAUGCCCUCAAAUAGUGGACUUCCUCGAUGGGAACAGGACUACCAGCUUCAGCCCAUUUCAAAACUAGGACUUUUCUAUGAGUAUCUUGAGAUGGUCAUCCAGUUUGGCUUUGUGACCCUUUUUGUGGCUUCCUUUCCACUGGCUCCGGUUCUGGCUCUGGUCAACAACCUGUUUGAGAUUCGAGUCGAUGCUUGGAAAAUCACCACUCAGUUUCGUCGCAUGGUGCCAGAGAAAGCGCAGCAUAUAGGAGCUUGGCAGCCCAUUCUCCAAGGUGUCGCCAUCUUGGCAGUAGCAACAAAUGCCAUGAUCAUCGCUUUUACAUCAGACAUGAUUCCACGUUUGGUCUACUAUUGGUCAUUUUCUGUGUACCCAUACGGAGACAGUGAUAAUCACACCAUGGCAGGUUACAUCAACAGCUCCCUGUCUAUAUUCAACAUCAGCGACUUCCCUGAACAAAGCAGGCCCUUGAGCUCAUCGUACAACAUGGCCACCUGCAGGUAUAGAGAUUUUCGGUAUCCUCCUGGGCACUACCGGCAGUAUGAAUACAAUGUCCGCUACUGGCAUGUGAUUGCUGCCAAAAUGGCUUUUAUAAUUGUUGUAGAGCACGUUGUUUACUUCACCAAGUUCAUCCUGUCCUACGUGAUCCCUGAUGUCCCAUAUACUGUCAAAGAACAAAUCAAACGAGAGAAAUACUUGACCCAAGUUAUCCUACAUGAGACCAACCUCAAGCUGGUGACCAAACGUAUGAAACCAUACCGUGAAGAAACAACAAGCUCACUGCAGAAGUUGCCGCCGGAGGAGUUGGAUCUGGAUUUCUGACACAAGAAAAACAGAGUAUGGUGUCUGUGAACUUCAUAUAACUAGAAGAAAUGCAAAUAUGUUGCAAAGGCUGAGUCAUCCACUUCUCUUGUGUCCCUGUCCACUAUGUUUCCUCCACAGAUGCCCUAAAUGUGUCAAGUUAUUGCUGUUUUUUUGGGUUGAAACUGUCCUGUUAGACUGACAAGAAGAGCAGAUACAGAGAAGGGAUGAGGCAGACAAUCAGUAUGACUAUCAUUAGCCUGUUUACCUUUAUGAGCACAUUGCGUAAGUCUGUUUAGAAGUAUCUUUUAAUCUUUUUAAGCAACAAAAUUAGACUUAAAAACAAAACUAGGCCUCUGAUCGUAGCUGGGAUAGGCUCCACCAUCCCUGCAACCCACCUAAAAAUUACACAGUUCAGAGGAUGAAUGAUAAACAGAACUACACAUCCAGUCUUUUAUCAGGUUCAUUCAUUAAUAAAGCACUUUCAAGAGCAACAUGCAGAGCUACAGUGAAGUAUGGGUAUCAGCCCAGCACCAAAAUUACAACAAAUUUGUCACGUCUUUUGUUUCAUGACUUAAUUUGUCUUAGCUGGAUUAUGUCCCUUCUCCACUGAUAACAAUAGUGUUUCACUCCAUCCAAGGAUUUACAGCACACAUAGGGGGCUUCUGGUGCAGGGCAAUAUCUGUACAAAAUAUCAGUAUUAUUAGAUACAGAGGAUACUCAAGUGUGUUUAAGUGCAUUUUUUGAUCAUCAUCUGUUCUUACUGACCACUAAAUAUUAGUCAAAUUGCUCACAAUGAUACAAAAGUUUCUGUAUUUGAUUUAAGUGCCUUAAGGUCAAUAAGCCUUAGAAACUUUUUUAGCUGUAUUGUUCAGGGAGUUUAUUGUAAAUGCAACGAAAGACACAAUGUUAAGGUUUGAGGUAUCAAAGUUUACAAGUGCAUAAGAGUGGUUUGAGAUUGUAAAGUUUUCCACUUUUAACUAAUACAGUUCACUUAAGAUGUAUUUUUCAUUCAUUUCACCCACUGUAGCCCAGUUGCUGAUGUAUAAUCCUCUCCCACCUCUGUUUCCCUCUCUGGACCCCCGCUGUGCUGUUCUGUACUUUUUACUUUGUUUGUCCCAUGAUAUGACCACUGCACUGCAGAACAUGUUUUAUCCUGUGAUAAAAGAAACACAGUAGUUUCUCUUCCUCUGUGUAGAUGCUGAAAUCAUUGCAUUGCAUACCUCCACUAUAUUAUUGCCUUCCCUUUUUGUGAUAUAAACAAUGGUACUAUAACCACAUAUACACUAAGGAUGCAAACCUGUCUUCUGUUUUUAUAAAGCGCUAAUUUUUUAUAUUAAAAUAUGUCCUUCUCCUUUC
Sphaeramia orbicularis (orbiculate cardinalfish) is the source of this 4299-nucleotide messenger RNA. RefSeq names its product anoctamin 6 (gene ano6). Gene Ontology annotation, cellular component: plasma membrane. Gene Ontology annotation, molecular function: protein dimerization activity; chloride channel activity. Lineage: Eukaryota; Metazoa; Chordata; Actinopteri; Kurtiformes; Apogonidae. The transcript has 20 exons. Gene Ontology annotation, biological process: calcium activated phosphatidylserine scrambling; calcium activated phosphatidylcholine scrambling; chloride transmembrane transport. Bases 196 to 2961 code for a protein of 921 amino acids. The record is from RefSeq and is a predicted model, not a curated record.